Messenger RNA from Paramecium tetraurelia, 695 nucleotides. RefSeq lists its product as uncharacterized. NCBI's taxonomy places the organism in Eukaryota, Ciliophora, Oligohymenophorea, Peniculida, Parameciidae. The transcript is spliced from 4 exons. The record is from RefSeq and is a predicted model, not a curated record.
AUGGGAUCAAAAUAUUUAUAAAAAUAUCCAGUGUCUGAAGGUUUCCACUAAAUUUUACAUGAUUUUGCCAGAGAAAUUAACCAGAAAAUAUUAUAAAAUAUGGAGUUGAUUAUUUUGAAUGCAUGGUUUAAGAAAAGGAAUUUAAAUUUGAAAGCAAAUACAACAUUGCUAAAGGAAGCAACAGGCGAAGUGCAGUAGGUAAUUAAAUUAAUAGAAUAACAUAAACAGUAUGAGUAUACACAAAUCCACCUAACCUUCAAAUGUGACUGGAAUAGCAAAAAAUAUAUAGUAGAAAAAGACCUGAAUAUAAAAAUGGGUAAAAACUAGGAUCUGGAAACGGAAACAAUGUUCUUAUAUCAGUACUUUAGGAAGUUAGCCAAAAGAGAAAAUAGCAGCAUAAGAAAAUGUCAAUGAUUUUUUAUGUAAGAUUGCAAACGAUAUUGACAAAUUUGAAAAUAAAAAUUAGAUGAUGAGAAUCUGAAUGAUAUUGAGGAGGAAUCACCAAAGUUAACCAGCUUUGAUGUUAAAGACAUGCUAAAUAUUAUUAAAAUUUAAGCAGUAUCUAUCUGAAAAAUAGUUUGUAGAAAAGGAAUAAGAAAAAUAGUAAAAAAAUUAGAAGUAAUUUUGUUAAGAGAAGGAAGAAUGAUGAAAUUUAAAUAAAAUCAUAAUAAAUAAUUAAAUAGAUUUUUUAUUAU